AUGCGCCUUACAAUCCUCCUCCUAACAGCCCCCCUUGUCCAGGGGGCCUGUCUGACCCCCCGUCAGAGCGCAGCUACCCAAAUCGUCAGCCUCUCCUCCCUGGAAAACCUCGCCAUUCGCUCCAAUGGCCAAAUCCUCGCCACAAACAUGAACUCAGCCCAGCUCUAUUCCGUUGACCCCGUCUCCAAGACCUACACUGCUGCCCUAACCGUCUCUGGCGCGUCUCCAGGCCUCUCAGGCAUUGGCGAGGUCACACCAGAUGUUUUUGCAGUUAUUGGGGGGACAAAGCAGGUGUAUAAAGUAGAUUUUACCGUCAACCCGCCAACGAGCUCCCUGAUUGCAACAAUCCAGGAAGCAAAUAACCUCAACGGCCUGGCCGUCUUUGACAAUUCCUCCGUUCUCCUCGCCGACGCAGGACGUGGUGUUGUGUACAAACUGAAUGUAGCAAACGCCCGCUACGAACAAGUCCUCUCUGACCCAACCAUGACUCCCACAGGCGGCAUCCCCUUUGGCAUUGACGGGAUAAAAUAUGAUGCCAAGACAAGCACAGUCUGGUACACCAACAUCUUCCGCAACAGUCUGCACUCCCUCCCUGUGGAACCUACCACCGCGAAAGCGACGGGCGUAGUAAAGACGUGGUGGACCAAUUUGAUGGGUGAUGACCUGUGUCUCUCAGGGGACACAGGGAAGGUGUAUGUGACGACGAAUAUGGGGGGGAAUUCAUUGGUCGAGUUGGAUCCGAGUGUGGGGGAGGAGAGUAGGAAGACGAUCGGGAGUGUGCAAGGGAGUACAGCGUGUGCGUUUGGACGAAGGGAGGGGGACACGGGAACGGUUUAUGUUACCGGGGCGCAGGGGCUUUUUGCUGUUCAGGUGAAGUAG
Messenger RNA from Thermochaetoides thermophila DSM 1495, 879 nucleotides. RefSeq lists its product as uncharacterized. The transcript has a single exon. NCBI's taxonomy places the organism in Eukaryota, Fungi, Ascomycota, Sordariomycetes, Sordariales, Chaetomiaceae. Bases 1 to 879 code for a protein of 292 amino acids. The record is from RefSeq and is a predicted model, not a curated record.